Messenger RNA from Diorhabda carinulata, 870 nucleotides. RefSeq lists its product as uncharacterized. Bases 161 to 694 code for a protein of 177 amino acids. The transcript has 8 exons. NCBI's taxonomy places the organism in Eukaryota, Metazoa, Arthropoda, Insecta, Coleoptera, Chrysomelidae. The record is from RefSeq and is a predicted model, not a curated record.
AUGAUACAGUUUGUUUGAUUUAAUUUUUCAAAUUAAAACUGCUUUUUGUAUCAAAUGAGAAACUAGUUUUUUUUAUAGCUCAAAAAAUUGAUAUUAUUUCGGAAUCGGUAAAUUUCUGGCAAGUUUGAUUUUAAAAAGUUUUAACAUCUAUUUAAAGUUGAUGAAAUUAUAUAUUAUGAGUUGCCAAUCAAAAUGCGGGGUAUCGAAAACGCCUCAGUUUGUUAGUGAAGCAGUGAUUACUUUGAAAUCGUCUCAAUUUCACCCAAAAAUUUUCGAAUCACACUUAAAUUUCCAGGUAUCCAUUAAAAACAUUGAUCAUGGAUACGGCGGGAAUGUAAAUACUUCAUCUAACAGGAGCAUAAAAUCUAACGCAAUUAAAAAUCCCCCUUCAUUAAAAAUUAUAUCAAAAAAUACAACAGGUUCAAGAUCUUAUACAAACUUAUCUAAAAAUGAUAAAGCAAAUCACGUUUCGUCUAAUGCUUCAUCUACAUCAACAUUUGCUCCAUCAUUUAACUCGACGAAAUCUGCUCCUGAUUUGAGAACCCUUGGCUGUCCCUCGAGUACAGUAAAAUCAUCAACAACAUUUCAAACAACAGUUGGAAAGCAAUAUUAUCCAAAUUUCAAAGCUAAUUCAGCAUGUAAUUGCCCCGGUAACCCGCCAGCUUUACCAAAAAUCGUAGUUAAACACUCAUAAACAAAUAAAUUAUAUUAUAAAGUUAGUUCUUGAUGUUUUCAGAUAAUGGUUCCUUAUAGAAUAAUAAUAUGAUUUUAAAUCAAUGAUUGUUUGUCUUAUAUUUAUAUUUUAAAAUCUACUUCACUUAUAUACGAUUAAAUAAUCAAUAUUAAGAAUAAAAAAAGUUCGGUCCUGUC